ACAAAUAGCCUGGGAGACACAUUAGAAGAAACGCUGCUCAACUGAGAGAGUGAGACACGCAAAGAUUAAGAAACAUAGUAGAGAGAAGGACAUGUGACAAUAAAUCCUUUGCAGGACCUACCUGAAUAGAGAUAUUUUUACUUUGUAUGGGAGGCUGGAAACAGGACAGCUACCUGUAGAGAUGGGAAGUACAAGCCCCCCACGGUACCUCAAUUGGAGUACAGAGAUGAUCACCACAUCAGCCCCAGCUAAACAAGAGGAAAGUUAUAGCGAGGUAAAAAUGAUCCUGCUGGGCAUGAUCAUGUCCUUGCUCGUCUUGUGCAUUGUCUUUGGAAACAUUCUGGUCAUAACAGCGAUUGCUCGCUUCCAGCGCCUCCAAAAUGUCACCAACUGUUUCAUCACAUCGCUGGCCUGUGCCGACCUGGUCAUGGGUCUCAUUGUUGUUCCUUUUGGUGCCUGUUACAUCAUAUUUAAGACCUGGCAUUUUGGUAGUUUCUGGUGUGAGUUUUGGACUGCGACUGAUGUGCUUUGUGUGACGGCAAGUAUUGAGACCCUGUGUGUCAUAGCUAUAGACCGUUAUUUGGCCAUCACUUCUCCCUUUCGUUACCAGUCAAUGCUGACCAAGUGCAGGGCUCGCAUUGUGGUUGUGCUGGUGUGGGUGAUCGCUGCCUUGAUAUCUUUCCUGCCCAUCCACAUGAAGUGGUGGAUAUCAGAUGAUGAGGAAGCUAAGAGGUGCAUUGAGGACAGUAAAUGCUGCGAGUUUGAUACCAACAUGGCUUACGCCAUCACCUCCUCCAUCGUCUCCUUCUACAUCCCUUUGGUCAUCAUGGUUUUUGUCUACAGUCGUGUUUUCCAGGAGGCCAAGCGCCAGUUGAAGAAGAUUGACCAAAGUGUUGGACGUUUCCAUAACAGUGACAACAGCAACCUCAAAUCCUUGGAGGCCAAUAAUGGGCGUGCCCACAAGAGGGCGAAGUUUUGCCUGCGGGAACACAAAGCCUUAAAGACACUGGGCAUCAUCAUGGGAAUCUUCACUCUGUGUUGGCUGCCCUUCUUUCUGCUCAACGUGGUGGUGGCCAUUUGGAAGGAGCAGCACAACGACCUCACCUUCAGGAUACUCAACUGGAUAGGUUACGCAAACUCUGCAUUCAACCCGCUCAUUUACUGCCGAAGUCCUGAGUUUAGGUAUGCCUUCAAAGAAAUCCUCUGCAUGAAGAAGAAUCGCCUCAGCAACCUGGGGCCUGUUAAUGAAUACAUCUACAGCAGGCACAGCUGGCAGAGUGAGCAGCAAGCGAGGAGCAAGGGCAGCUCAGAAGACAGUGACGCCAAUGAAGGGUGUCCGGGGAAGGGAGUGGGGCUCUGCAGUGUUGUGGACAGAGCAGUGGACCCCAAUGGAAACUGCAGCAAAGACCUAACGACUGUAACAACUGUCCUUUAAACUGGGAUCCCUGAGAGUGAUCCAAACAUGUUUACACUGCUAUCAUACACUUUUUCCAAUAGACAAAUGAAGGUAAGACCCAGUCAAAAUGACUGGUAGUCUCUGGAGACUGACCUAAAAAUGUAAUAAUCAUGUUUAUAUUCAGGAAAGUAUUUCUUUUCCUUUUUCAGCACAGUGAAUAAAUACUGUAGGUCAAUCAGUUGUCAUUUUGUUAGAAUUAUCAUCUUUAAUUUCCAUCUACCUCAUGACAUCUUUAUCAAAACUUGUUUCUUGACUGACUAUCAGAACUAGUAUACAUUUACUCACUGUCCACAGGAGUCACACUGGGGCAGUUUACCAGUUGUUUAUUUAUGUUACUAAAUGAUCUGAGUUUUGUAUAAUCGCUAAUUAUCAGGCUGCAACUGAAUUCAUGGGCAUGUGUUUUUAGCUUGGAAUUCUUAUCAAACAAUCUCAUAAUUUGAUAGCAUAAAAAUGUUUUUGAAAUUCAGACUAAAUGCUGUUGGAGGCUACAAAUUCUGUUUGACGUGGACAGAAUUCUUAUUUCCAUCAGAAAAUGUAUGAGGCAUAUGGAAGGAUCAAACGUAUUACCUCUUGGGUGCUUUGUUUGACGACAUACAUUCCAAAACAAGCAAAAUUAUAAUUUGGCUUCAGUUUAUUUCCAUUUUGUUUCUGUCUCUGUCUUUUUUUGUUUGCUUUUGUGUGAAAGAUGAUCAGCAACAGGUCCCUCUCUCAUUCUUUCUCAGUUUUUGCUCCCUGUUCUAGUGUUUUACAGCCUGUUGCAUGGGAGUUUCUGUUGCUAGUAGAUAACACUAGAGAUAUGAAGUUAUCUACAUCUCACUGAGAAACGCCUGGGGCCGUGUUAGUCAUAUGAUAAAACUCAGAAGUUUAUGUACUUUGAAUCGCCCAGGUUCCAUUAUCAGCCCUGAAGAUAUCAAAUAUCUCUUGGUUAAAAGCAGAUGACAUUACGGUUAAUGUGGUUAAUCCUCUUGCCUUUAAAGCUUACAGCUAUUGAAUGAAAGUUAAAUGAAAUUCAAAUGCAUUAUUUUGAAGGUUUGCUACUGCACAGCCUACCAGUCAUAUGUUGCAUUCAGUCUGUGGGUUCAUUUAUGCAACAUCUCAGUCACUAUUUGUUGCAUUAUACAGCUGUUACGUAAUCCAAGGCAAAAUAUUUGUCUCCUGUCCCAUUUAUGUGCUGGUAGCAACGGUUGUCCCUUCUGCUGCACAUGCCAUGUUUGUUACUUUUUGUUGUUGCUGUGUUUCAGCGUCUACAGUGUUUACUGAAACCAGAGAAGCCGUUUCCUUAGUCAUGGCACAAAGGUACAAACCUCACAGAAUGAAAUGAAAUAGCCAAGUGAUGACAAAGUUCCAGACCUGAGAUAAGGUGGGGUUGACUGCUUAGGCCAGUGAACAGAGAUGAGAAAAGAGUUCUGAGCAGUGCACCUUUGUCACUCCUCCCUGACAUUUCCCAGAGUUUCCUCACUAAAACAAACAGAUGUCUCGAUCUUUACGAAAUCAGCCCAACUUUAGGAUAAGACACUCCGCUCAGCAGUUCCUCAGCUGUUGCAGUUGUUUCAGUCAGUUUUAGUUAGUCUACUUUAGACGGAGCAGGAAAUGCCCCAAACCAGCUGAGCCCAGCCCAAUAAACACGAAUAAAUCCAUUAUCUCCGCUGUUUAGCUGCAGCAUCAGAUAACUCCAUUUUAAAAACAACUCCGGAAUGGAUUAGUAGAUUACAAAGUAUAUAGUUUCCAAUUUGCAGGUUGUGAUGAGAUCCAAUGGACCAACCUGAAAUGAGUCUCUCUUUCUUAUCACCCGUCUUAAGAUUGCACACUCUCGGGUCAUUUUUGACAUUAAAAACAAGCAUUAAUGGAAAAUGACCACUUUGCACACAGGGUUUGGUGAAUUUCCAGCACACGCCCUACCAACACACACACACACAAAAUGGCUUGCAAAACCAUCACUUUUAAGAGAGGUAAUGGAGGUACUCCUGGAGAUAUAACUCUCUUUCCUGUUUGCUGGUCUCUAGCAUGCUCUAAUCAAAGUGAUAGCAUGCUAAAUGUGGCUGCUGAGGGAGGGGGGGGCAUUUUGUUUUUUGCUGCCAGUCUAAAUGGGUGUUAGUGACCUAUGUUUUAGUGCAUGUAGCAUUGCCUCUGGAGUAAGGUUGGUUGACUCCGUCAAAACUGUGAACUUUGUUCCUUCAUUGGAAUCUUGAUGUACUGUAUUGUUAGGUUUGGUUAGCACUGUUGUCAUUGACCUUAGGAACAGACGUAACUACAGUGUUGUCAUACGUCAAUGUUUGCCAUGUGACAAACAAGCUUUCCUGUCUGUUAAUUUUUUUUCUGCCUGUUUUUCUUUUUCAUGGAUUUACAGCAAAGUAAAUGCAAGGGUUGAAUGUUAUAAUAAUAUGUUUUCCAGGGUUUAUUUUUUAUUUUUUCCAGGGUUUAUUUCCAGAGUUUAAACAUUUUCACUGUACAGCAUGCACAAAGCACAAAAAGACUAGAUUAGACCAAGAUAUUGUCAAUUGAUUCUUGUAUUUAUUUACGAAAUGAUUGACGCUACAUUGAUGAGUCACUGGUGGGUUUAAAAAGAACAUCUGUAUUAAACUCAUCGGUCAUUUUUAGAAGCACUUCACAAGCGACUAUUUGCAUGUCUGCUAUAUUUUUGUGGUGGUGAUGUGUUUGUGGACUGCAGUGCCAUUUCCUUUCAAAGUGAUCUGUUUUAGUCCAAGUGGAGUAGGUUGUGAACUAUAUGUCCACACUGCUCCCUCCUGGCAAUUGCCUCUCCUUGCACAUCAGCUGUCUCAGAGUAAUUAAUGGUUACUGUUUCAUCAAUAUGCCUGUGUAAUAAGUAAAAUAAUUGAUGUCUUCACCUCGUCAUGCUGGAGGACACCACACAGUUAUGUGCAACGAGUCUUGAAUGAUUAGGUGACACUAAAAACAUUCCAAGUAGAGAUGAUGGUUUGAAAACCUUAACCGUGUCUACUGAUGCAUGUGGUCAGUGUCCAGUGUCCCUCCAGAGUUCCACCCUAGAUUAUUUAUCUUAUCCACUACUAUGGUAGUACCAACUCUGAAAAUGAAAAGCUUCUUUUUAAAGUAGAUUUUGGGUGACAAACGAGUUUUGGGGGAUAUUACAAUGUGUCACAUAUAUUUUCAAUGCAAAGGAAUAUAAUCCGUGUCAUGGAUUGACACAUUUUACCUUUUUAGUACUCAUAAGACCAGUGCUAAUGCUUUGUCUUCACUUAUCCAUAAUUGAAUUGUUCCAAUUUAACAAAAGUUACUUUACUUCGAAAGAACAGCUCCCCGUGAUGAAGCACUGUAUAGCACUUUCAUGAAUCAUCUGAAAAAUAUUUGAACAACCGAAUUCACGUUUGAGUUCAUGAACUAUAAACAAGUAAUGAUUGGUGAGUCGUGCCUGUUCUCUUGUACCAUAAUAUUUUUGUGCAAGUCCUCUUUCCUGUUUGUGACAAAGGACUGAAGAGAGACUGAUGUCUCUCAUGAAGCAGUCAUGAGGAAUAUUUGCUGCAGAAUCUCAGCAAGGCUGUUGCUGAAGGUGGACUCUUCUGAAAAAUCGAUGUAUAUGAAUGUGAAUUUUCCAUGAAACUUAAAUAUUGCUUUAGCUGUCAUAUGAAAUGUAAACCUAUUAUAUGUGAACCUUUUUUCUUGACCAGAGUGGAAAAAAGUGGUCACUCAGCUGAAUGUUUACUAAAUGUUUGCAAGCUAUUUUCGCACAAAUUUUUGUGACUAUUACGGUAAAGAAUCCUGUUACAACAUGUGGUGUCCUGUGGUAUUUAUGAGAAGUGUAUGUGCUGUAACAUUUGUAUUGAAAUAAAUUAUGUACAUCUUG
This is a messenger RNA of Scatophagus argus, 5276 nucleotides long. RefSeq names its product adrenoceptor beta 2, surface a (gene adrb2a). NCBI's taxonomy places the organism in Eukaryota, Metazoa, Chordata, Actinopteri, Scatophagidae. Gene Ontology annotation, cellular component: membrane. The coding region runs from base 182 to 1435 and encodes 417 amino acids. Gene Ontology annotation, biological process: adenylate cyclase-activating adrenergic receptor signaling pathway; negative regulation of smooth muscle contraction; norepinephrine-epinephrine-mediated vasodilation involved in regulation of systemic arterial blood pressure. The record is from RefSeq and is a predicted model, not a curated record. The transcript has 2 exons. Gene Ontology annotation, molecular function: norepinephrine binding; beta2-adrenergic receptor activity.